AUGGAGAAUGGGCUGUACUGGAAGCUGAAGAGCGAGUGCCUGCCGCUGGACGUGAGCAAGCACCUGGAGGAGAACGACCUGGAGGGGCUGCUGAGCUACGAGGGGCUGAUCCAGGAGAUAAAGGCAGAGAACUACGAGUUAGUAAACUUCCUAUCGAAGGAGGAAAAUUUGAAAAAAAUAAUAAGGUACAUCACAGAGGAGUCAGAAGAUAAGAGUAACUACGACAAGUCGUACAAGUUUCCUUACAAGUGCCACCAAAUAAUAAAUGCAGAAAAUAAGCUGAUCACAGAUUCGCUUGUCUACAAUGACAAGCUAAUGAAGCUGUUUUGGAGUUUUGUCCUCAGGAAAAGUCAACUAAAUGAAGUCUUAUCAGGUUACUUUAGCAGAUGUGCCAUAACGAUUUAUAAUAAAAAUACAACAGAAGUGGUAAAUUUUCUGAAGAGGAAAAAGGAACUCUAUUUGAAAGGAUUCCUUUAUCACUUCUACUCAAGAAAUAUAACAGAACUUUUUAAGGUUCUACUCUUUGUUAAACUGCCCUACCUCUGUAUAUUCGACAACAAGGAUAUUAUUUACUUCAUUCUGAGCAAUUUGAAUGGGAACUUUUCCAACGAAACGUUUAUCAUUUGCGACCGGGAGGAUAAUAUCACUUGUCUAAUUAGAGAUAUCUUUGUUAGAAAAACGGAGAUUUAUUAUUUUAAUUAUUUUUUAAUAGACUUAUCUUCCCAGUUAUCUUUUUCUUACUUGAUAAAAUGCGUUUUUUCUGAUUGUCCGUAUACCAUUUCUGCUGCCAUUACGAUCAUAUCAGACCUGCUGCAUUAUACUGUCCUGGGCAAAUCCUACAACACUAUUGACUUUUAUGAAUGCCUCGACUUGUACACUAAAGAACAGGACCAGAAGAACAAGCAACUCAAACAAAUGGAGGAGUGCAAAUAUACUAGGAAGAAGAAAAAAAAAAGGAAAUCCAAUAAGGUCAUUGAUGAGGAGGCCGUUUAUAAUUCGUCCAAGGCUCAUGCCAGUUGCGUUAACCAGGUGCGAGAGUCGGAUGAAAUACUCAUGGGCGGUUCUUGCAAUGUGUAUGAUCAGUAUGGGUUGGGUGGACCCUCUGUGGGUAUUCCCUCCGGGUUUGCAACUUUGCCCACGAAUUAUUCACACGAGGAGACGCCACCCGAUGGAGAUAACAUCGCGGAGGAGGAGGAAAAGAGAGAAAUUGAAAAGAGCGAGCUGGAAAGGGAGAAGGAAGGUAAACUGUCAAGCAGGGGCACAGGAAAGGUGGUCACAAAUGUGAGCGCAAACUUUUACCCGGUUAAUCAGCCAAACCAUGUGAACAAAAAGAUCAAGGAAGAAAUGCAGACAGGUGGAGCAACCCAGCAGGGAGAAACAGACCCAGAGAAGAAGCAUAACACGUUGCAUGGUGUGACGGAGGAGUUCCAACCAGAGGGAGACCCUCCCUUCAGUAUGCAGUUUGAAUUACACGCAACGGAGCAGCACCCACAUGGGGAGGAUCCCCAUGAACGGGAAAACAACAUCAUGGGUGACGGAGUAGACAUCCCCAAUGGCAGCGGUGGAAGCCUCUCGUGGGGACAAUUAGGAGUGAACGAAAAUGACAAGGGGGACACGCAGAACGAACAAAGUGGUGAAAAUAUGCAAAAUGGUGAAGACGCACAAACCGGCGAAUCUCUCCUCGCGCAGCAGCACGCAGUUUCGUAUUACUACUCAUCAUGUGGGGACGCCAACCAGAGGAACGACCACGCGGAAUUGUCCAAUGUGGACGCAUAUAGUACUGAACACCAUAGUGAGGAUAACAGAAAUAACGGAGUAGGAAAGUACGUGAAGGAGGUAAAGAACGAUCGGAACAGUGACAACGAUAAUUGCUUCUCCUACGGGUCAGAUGCAUCUUCCUCUGAUUCGUCGGAUGAUGAAAAUUACGAACAUUUAAAAAAAAUAAAAUUUGAAGAAGUCCUAAAUAGAAUGAAGAGAAUAGCUAGUAACCGAGUGCACGUUAAGGAAGACGGAGAAGGAUAUAUCAGUAGUGGAAGAAACGCAUUCAGUCGCUCCCAUAGUAAUGAAAAAAAAAAAUUAAAAGAAGACAUAUUUGGAAUUGACUCACACAACAGUACAGAUAAACUCUCCAACGGAACUGCCAAUGAAGAAGAAAACUUUCAAAUUUUUGAAAGCGAAAAAGAAGGAGAUAUGAACAUCCCCCUGAACAAAUGGGUACAGUACCUUGAAAAUGGCACCUUCAUAGACAUAUGCUUUUUUAGCUACAUAAAGGACAUUAUCAGAUUGUAUGUAAAAAAUAUAAAUAAAAAUAAAGGAAAAAAUAUGCUGGGAUUUACUACCUUGGAAAUUAUCCAAUUGAUAAAGACGCUUAUAAAAACUAAGUCGAAAAAUAUUUUAACAGAAAUUAUCGAUGAAGGUUUUUUUGAUAUUUCCAUUGAUAUUUUUUUUAAAUACAAGUGGAAUAAUUUGCUACACAUUUCUGUGUGUGACUUAAUGCAGACCAUUAUAUUUAAGGAAAAUGAAUACUCCUACCUGCUUUACUACAUUUUAGCGUUGACUACCUUUUUGCCAAAAUGUCUACGCUACUUUGACGCCGUCAGACGGUGUAGAAAUAUUAAAAAUAAGAAGAGGAAAAAAAAAAUUGAAAGUUUAAUAGAUUGUGGGUAUAAAGCACAUCUACUUCAUAUUUGCCAAAUUCUGAGUAACAAAUCUUUGGAAAUAAAGUGGCUCUCCAAUUUCCUUGUCACCGUUUCGGGGUGGAAUGACAUCAUCAUAGAGGAACUAAACCACUACUCCUUAUACUUUAACGAUGUAAACUAUGGAGAUGAGAAACGCGCAGAGGAAACUGACCACGGGGAGGUAAUCUCCAAUGGGUUGUGUAACCAGGCUGACAAUUCUCUGACGCACCAUCAUUUGAACAAUGUUGGGGGAUCUGCGGGGGCCAAUCGGGAAAACCUCAUCAGCGGUGACGCCAGUGGGAACACCAACCAGUGCAUGAAUAGAAAUUACCACUACGAUGAGGAGGAAGACGAGGACGACCAGCAGGAAGGAUCCAACCGUGCCAAUGGUGGCAACCGUGACAGCAUCAACGGCGCAACUAUGCAGAGUGACCAGCACGAACCCCGAACGAACAACCACGACGGAAACGACAACUGCUUUAACAACUACUCGAACGUCAUCGAUAUCCUUUUCGAUGAACAUAAAAAUGACUACAUAAAGUAUGAGGAUGAGUACCACGAGGGUAGCUCCAACUAUGACUUACCUUCCAACUGCAGCUUUGGAAACCACGAUCCGCAUGCAGAGGAUAUGAACAGAUUGGACGACAACUACAAUAAGCAGGGUGAAUAUAGUCUGGGGAACUACAAGGGAGGUUACGAAGAGCAAGAGGGGCACCACAAAGAUGGGCAUCCCGAAGGCGAUCCUUUUGCCAACCCCACCAACAGCUACCUCUUCGACCGAGGGGAUGGAAACCCAAACAGCAACCACGAUGACCACGAUAACCAUGACUUGAAGAGCAACUCGGACCCCUUCGGCGCAAAUUGA
Molecule: messenger RNA, 3543 nt
Organism: Plasmodium coatneyi
Lineage: Eukaryota; Apicomplexa; Aconoidasida; Haemosporida; Plasmodiidae
Exons: 1
Coding region: 1-3543 (1180 amino acids)
Molecular function (GO): protein phosphatase regulator activity; protein phosphatase binding
Source: RefSeq, a predicted model, not a curated record